CUGUUUCUUUUGAAAUGUUCACAUUUAAAGUAAAGUAUGGGAUGUAUUGGCCGGUUAUCUUGAACCUGUUUACACGAACUUUGAGUCAACACAGCUACGUACAUGUAUUUAUAGACUGUAAUAUAUGAUCUAUGUAUAUACGGUAUGGUGGUAUCAAUAUUAACAAGUACUGACAUGUAUUUCGACAUGCAAUGCAGUUAAGAUGUGAAUAUAUCGAUAUAGACGUGUAGCAUGUAUUGAGAAGUUUAACACUUACCGAAAGCAUCAAGGGAAUAUCAAGGGAUUACCACAGGAGCAAAAUCACCAAUAUGGCACUACUAAAUGUGGUACAGCUCACCGACAACAUAGCCUACAUAAUAGGAAUACUUUUCCUCGCUGUCGUCAUCAACAUUUGUUGGCAGAUAGUUCAACUAAGCAUAAAGAAACGUCAAGAUGACAUAUCGUUAAAGGACUUCAGUGGCCCCAAACCUCAUUGGCUGAUGGGGAACCUGAAAGAUACCACAGUUGACACAAUGCUGGAGAGACAAACAGAAUGGGCAAAGAUUUAUGGAGGAGCUCACAAAAUUCUUGUCGGUCCAUGGAUGUCAGUGCUCCGUCUUGCAAUGCCUGACACACUGCAAAAGGUCAUUUCAACAGCAGAACCAAAAGAUCCGAUGACAUAUAAUUUCAUCAAACCUUGGAUUGGCGAUGGUCUUUUGAUUAGUGGUGGGAAGAAAUGGUUCAGAAAUAGACGGCUUUUAACACCAGCUUUCCACUUCGAUAUUCUUAAACCAUACGUUCGGAUUUUUAGUCAGUCAUCAAUAAUCAUGGUGGAAAAAUGGAAGCAACUUAUCGGGUCUGAUGGUGUCAGAUCCAUCGAUAUGUUUGAACAUGUCAGUCUCCAUACAUUGGACAGUAUACUAAAGUGUGCCUUUGGAUAUGAGAGCAACUGCCAACAAGAUGGGCGGAACAACCCUUAUAUCAAAUACAUAUAUGAGCUUUCGGAACUGGUUACCCAAAGAUUCAGAUUUCCUCCUUACCACAGCGAUUUAAUAUACUACCUAUCUCCAGCGGGUUACAGAUUCAGACGGGCUACCCGAUUUGCGCGAGCUUUCACCCAAGACGUUGUUAGGAAACGAAGGGAGCAUCUUAAAAACAAGCAAGAUGCAAAUGAAAAUGGAGUCAAGAGAAAGUAUUUAGACUUCUUGGAUAUCCUGUUGGUCACAAAGGACGAAGAUGGCAAUGGUUUAUCAGACCAGGAAAUCCAAGACGAGGUUGACACAUUUAUGUUCGAAGGGCAUGACACAACAGCAAGUGGUAUAUCCUGGUGUUUAUACAAUCUUGCAAACAAUCCUGAGUGCCAGGACAAAUGUAGACAAGAGGCGUAUGAAGUUAUUGGCGAUAGAGAACAUUUUUCUUGGGAGGAUAUGCCAAAACUUAACUACAUACACAUGUGCAUAAAGGAGAGUCUGCGUACACACCCUCCUGUCGCCAACAUUGUACGAAAAACUACUAAACCAGUCACAUUUCCUGAUGGUAGAAAGGCCCCUGAAGAUACGCGCAUGGGUCUAGGAAUCUAUGCAGUACACCACAAUCCAGCUGUCUGGCCAGAUCCAGAGAAGUAUGAUCCAGAACGCUUCUCCCCUGAUAAUUCAAAGAAUAGACCACCACACGCAUACAUUCCAUUUUCGGCUGGACCAAGAAACUGCAUUGGCCAAAAUUUCGCCAUGAAUGAAAUGAAGACAUGCAUUGCAAAUGUAGUAAGGAACUUCAAAUUGGAGGUUGACACAACAAAACGUGUGUCAAAGCUACCGGAAAUUAUUCUAAGAUCAAAAGGUGGAUUGUGGUUGAACGUUACGCCCGUUUGAUUUGACAUAGAAAGUAAUAUUGUGUACAGACUGUGUCCAAUCAAAUUAAAUGUAAGACUAAAAUAUCUAGUGAGACAUUUCAAUAUUUGAAUAUUAAAAGGAUGUCAUCUUUUAAUUCAUACGUUUUUUCGAAAAUGUCUCAAAAAACUUUUUAAGACAAGAAAAAUCAAGAAAAACGAAAUGUUCUACUCAUAUAAUGGAUAAUCAAAACUAUUUUCAAAUGUUUAUGUAAUGUUUCAUAAAUGAUCCGUGAUGUAUGUAACAUGUAACUAUUUUUAAAAUAUAUCCUUGAUGAAAUGCAGCUCGUUAGUAAGAUCGAUGCACUCGUGUCACUCAGUGUGCAAGCCACACAUACUUGUUGACAUUAACAACUGGAUUCACAUCGUGAAUAUACUGUGUAAAAAUAAAUACAUGUCAAUAAAUUAUAUCUUUAAUACAAACAAUACUUAAAAGAAAAUGCACGGCGAGUCUGCCGACGCCCUUGUCUCUUGACAUGUCCUCCCCUAAAUUGCCGCGAAGUCAACAAUGUUCGAUUCUAACAGUUGGUUGUUGGAUUUUCUCAAUAAAGAUUAUAUCUAAGGUAUGUACGAUAUUAUAUAAGCAAUUAUAACGGGACAUCACUGAUUGUCCGGGAGAUAAACCUAUGGCAUAAUGCAUCUUCAAGUUUAUGUGUUGGUUUUAUGUACACGGAGAAAGUUUCCUUUUACAAAUAAAAAGCUUAUAACAGUGUUUUCAGGAAGAGGGGCAAUUAUGACUUUUUUAAUGAGGGGAAAACGUUACAAUACGUUUCCUUCCAUGAAAUAAACGUAAAACCUUUUUGAAAACGACCCUAAAGCAUAAUGACCUUAUGGGAAACUACUAUAAUUGGAAAACCACUAUUAAAAUGUUCAAUUUUGACCUUUUAUACUUUAUGGCAAAACCUCAACAACAGAAUAAUUUAUUUAAUAAUCAAUUUUGUCCUCGGUCAUAGUUUGUUUUUCCACAACCGAAAGAAAGAAAUCGAGGAUAUUUUUGAAGAAAAUGACUGACUUCCCAACGAUAAUUGGAUUCACUUUAUUGUAGUAUCUCUAUUACUAGAGUAUCCAUCCACCUUAGAAAGAAGGCAGAAGGAUUUGAUCCGAUUUUUCAGAAAUUUAACCUUUUGAACUACAUAUACAGGGUGGGCCAAAAAAAUUUGCAACCUUUUUAGAAGGCAAAAAAAGUAUUAUAACAUUAUGGUAUUGACAUC
This is a messenger RNA of Owenia fusiformis, 3075 nucleotides long. Lineage: Eukaryota; Metazoa; Annelida; Polychaeta; Sabellida; Oweniidae. The record is from the annotation of a GenBank genome assembly.